This is a messenger RNA of Chironomus riparius, 6111 nucleotides long. NCBI's taxonomy places the organism in Eukaryota, Metazoa, Arthropoda, Insecta, Diptera, Chironomidae. The record is from the annotation of a GenBank genome assembly.
AUGGUCCACGUACCAUUAGCAAUCAAUGAAGAGAUUGCACUUGAAGGAUUAGAUGGAAUUACUCUAGAAAGUUUUUGGUUCCGGAUGUCUGAGAGAAUGCAAUGGCCACUUCCUUUUAAUGAUAGAUUUAAAGCUGAGCUUUGGAAAAUCAUUUUAAAACGAGAUUAUUUUGAAUUUUAUGAAAUUGAAGCACCAAGAAAAUGCGUUGGACGAUUAAAUAGAAUUCAAUAUCAAAGUCACGAUGAACAAGCAACAAAAGAAGUCCAUGAAUUCUAUCAUAUAUACUCAUAUGCUCCAGUCGAUGAUCUUGAAGUACGAGGAUCAUGCAGUGAAUUUAAGACACGUAAAAAAUUGAACCGAGAUGAACUCAAAAAUUUGUCAUUUCUCGAAGUUGUGAAACUGUUUGGCGAAAAAUUGGUAGUUGUAGCGAGUCAGAAGUUACGAAAUUCAGUUUUAAUUCCUUCAAAUAUUGGUCGAGAAUGUGACAUUAAUAAUCAUGUUUACUGUAUUUUGGAACGAAUUGGACGAUCGCGAUAUUUUGGAGAAACAACAUCCGGACCAUAUUCAUUGAAUGACUAUGUUAAAGACAGCAAGUUGCUUCAUUACUUCCGAAUGUGCUUACUAAAGAAUAAUCUUGUAUUUCGUCAGCAAAUUUUUCAAAGAAUGAAUAGUAAAUCACAAAUUACACAACUCUUUCACAUUCCCAAAUAUUAUGUCGUUGUUCGUACUUCAGAUUUGCUACAAGUCGAGAAAUUAGUGACAUUCUUAUUUACUAAGCCUAAUAAUAUUGCACCACAUGAAGAAGUCCGAAAUCACUUAAAUUUAAAAUCACAAAAGAUUCUUGUUCAAUUAAUGAGAGCUAAAAGUGAAAUAUUCGAGUAUAAAAAGUUUCCAUAUCGUACUCUUUAUCCUAAUGCUACAAAAAAGGAAUAUGCUUCAAAAAAUGGCAUAGAAAAGACCAUUUUAGCCAUCAGACUCAUCGAUCCAAAUUUAAAUAUUUUCCAAUUGUAUGAAAAUGAAGAAAAAGACACGUCAAUUGAUGAAGAAAAGGAAGGAUUUUUGGAUGUUUCAAGGCAAAAACUUAAAAUUCCGUUGGUUUAUCAAGUUAUUCAAAAAAUAACAGAAUCAGGCUGUCGAGGAAUCUCACAAUCAGAACUUGGAAAAUAUUUUGGAUUGUCGAAAUUAAAUUCGAGAGCUGUACUUAGAAAAGUCCUUAGAACUGAAAUAACUACUUACAUGCGAGAUGAAGGACGUCAAAGAAUCACAAUGUUCAUCAGCAAAAAGUUUGCAGGCGAAAAGAGCCAAGUGUUUGUGAAUCAAGUGGCAAAGUUAUUUAAGAAAGCAGAAGAAAAUAUAACUCAAUCAUCAACAAUUCAAAUGCUUCCAUACGAAUGUCUAGAAGCAACACAAGAUGAAACCAUACUUACUCCAAUACCAUCAACAGAAUCCUCUCCAACAAAAGUUUCAAUUCCAAUGAAUUUUUUAAAGCAAGAAGCGAGUUCUAGUAUUAUUCAAUUUGUUCAACAUCCAGAAAAUGAGUCAUAUCAGCAAAUUUUAGAUAUGGAAGGAAGGGAUGACAUUAAUAAAGUCAUUUUAAUGCCCAACGAUGAUUAUUCAUUUGUUGAUAAUGUUGAGAGUGUUCAGGUAUCGUUAAAAUUCCUUAAUAAUAUCCCUGGACUACAAAAACAAAGCACUGGAUUACAAGAAGAAUUGGCACGAAAUCGAGUGAGCGAAAAAGUACUAUUUAGAAUGAACGUAAUCCUUGAUGCAAUUAGAGAUAAAGCUGUUAUGGAUCCCGUGAAUCUUUUAAUGGAAUUAAGAAAAGCUGAAGUAAAUUUUACAGAAAAUAUUUGUCGAAAAUCCUUACUAAGUUUAUGCUCGAGACUUGCGGCUGAUAAUUUCAUUAAAGUCAUUGAAAUGGAACUGACAUCAGCAACAAAAACGGUAAAAUUAUUAUUUUUUGGAGAACCAACAAUAACAUUUGAUAUGCGAUGUUGGCAUUCAAUUAUUGAGGAACAGAAAAUACAACAUUUUGUAGCUAUGACAAAACCAAUUAAAGAGCAAGAUGAUGUUAUUCAAAUCCCUAGUAAUAAUAGCUUUUUAUCGAAAACAUCUGUUGGAUAUGAUGAACUUUCAGCACAAUCACCAAUUCAUGAACAUUUCCCUAAAUUUAUGAAGUAUAGAUUAUUCCAUGAAUUUCUAUUUUAUUUAAUUUAUGAUUAUCCAGUGGAAGUAGAGAAGAUUCAUGUCAAAAAGGCUGUAGAAAUUUGGCGACGAGAGAAUCAAAGGCUUACAGACUAUGAUGAAAUUGCUGAAAAAAUUUCAAUUUGUUAUAGCACAGACAUAAAUUGGAAAAUGUUUAUCCCACCUUUAAAUCCACAAUUUGGAUAUGAAAAUGGAUGGGGAUUUUUACGUGACAUUAUUCAUAGAAUUCCAUUAAUUCUUUAUGUCAAAUUUACACGCUAUGGAAAUGCUGUGCCUGAAAUUACUGACUAUUUAUCACAUCCAAUCAAAAGUAAUUAUUUGCUGCACUUUUUACCGCCAAAAAUCUUCUCAAAACUCACUCAAGGACGUAAAUUCAUUCAAGUCAUUGUUGAGAUUUGUAAACGAUUAUGUUGGAUGGGAAUUUUACAAUUUGGACCAAUGCGAACAAAAGAAAUUGAUCAAAGCUUUAUUUAUUUAAAUCGUAAUGCUAUGCUAUUGGAUACACGAAGUUCUGAGCCUGGAUACAUGGAAGUAUCUGAAAAGGAAUAUCCAAAAUUAUGCUUUACAUUCAAUUCAAGUGAGGAUGUCUCUAAUUAUUGGUCAUCAAUGUUUGAAAUCUGCAUAAAUACUCGAAUUAAUCAAAAAUCACUAGCAUUUGGACAAACAAUCAUUCUCGAACAAUUGCACACAAAACCUGACUUGCUUAAGACUUUAAAACCACAAACAGCUAUAUCGGCUAUUAGAAAUGAUAAUGGAGAAAUUCCUGGUGAUCGAAAAGGCGCAGGAGGACUCGAUAAAGGAUUUAUGUCACAUUUGAAGCAAAGUUGGUCACGAUCUAUAGACCGUAAAAAACGUCCAAUAUCAGCAUUGACAAUCGAGAGAAAACCAAAAGCUGUAAAGAAGGAAAAGGCAGAAAAAGUUAAAUCUGAAAGUAAGAAAAAGAAGUCUGCAAAAGUGAAGGCAGCAGAAACGCAAAUACAAAGAUCGAAAGCAAUUUUGCAGUCAAACUUUAAAGGUGUCAGCAGUAAAUCGAAAAUAAUUAGAAAAGUAAAGCCAAAGAAACAAACUGUAAAAGAAUUGAAGAAAAAGUCGGAGUUAUACGAUGACAUUGACAAAGAGGCUCUCAAAUUAAUGAAAACUUUGCGUGUUGUUUGGAGUGAUGUUGAGGAUAAGACACUGUCUCUCGCAAAAGUAGCUAUGAAAUUUGCAUUUCCGAAUGAUAAUCAAUGCGCUCAUUACGUCAAUUUUGGAUUAAUUCGUGACAUAUUACAUUGGCGAACUGAAAAGGCUUUAAAUAAGACAUCACGUGCAUGUCAGCGUCGAAUGAUGUACCUAAUGAAAAAUAAUAAAGCUUUUCGUGAACAAACAUUUUUAUAUCUUGAGGAACUUCGCGCAAAUCGAGAAUUUUCUAAUAAAUACAGUAACUUUGCGGAGAGAUUAAAGAAGCUUUAUAAUCAGGAACAAAUCUAUCUUGUCGUUAAAGUUCAUUUAGUUGAAAUGAUACAUAGAAUGCAUCAAAUAUUUUUAAAACAAUAUCUCUCGAAUCCGCUGGAUAUAACAUGUAGAAUGUAUGAAAUAAUAUUGGAUAUACCGAGCGAUUAUGAGGAAUUAAAUAUGAAAUAUAAAAUUGUUAAUCCAAAUGCAAAUUUGGACGAUUCAAAGUUCCAUGAGCCAACAAAUGUGAAUGAGAUUGAAAUAUCGAUUUUGGCAUCGCUUAUUCAUGGUGCUGUCUGUUCCACAAAUGAUAAAAUAAGCAGCACAUUCUUCUUACAUGAGACUUAUAGUAAAUUCAGUGAUGAUAAUUUAGGUGCAGCUGUAAAUUUAUUAAGACGUCUAACAAUAAUCAGUUUAAAUAAGAAUCAUCGAAGUAAGAAGUUAAUUAUGCCUCGAACAAUCUCUCCAUUUCAUUUAUCAAAUCGUUAUGCAUCACAAUUAAUGAGUAUUCAUGUUCCUGUCGAACUUUAUGAUGAAUAUUUACUUGCUGUAAGAGAUAUAUCUGCUGAAAAUAAUCUUUAUCAAAUGAAAUCUAUUAAUUGUGGCUGGAUAUACAUGAUUGCUGAGUUUUUAAAUAAGAAUUUAAUUAGUAUGAAGACAGAACGAUCCGACAAAUCAACCGUUAUGCUUGACACACCGUUUAGAAAAAAGACAAAUUUUGAGAAAAUUUCCGACAAUUAUUUAAUGAUGAAAAAUAAGAAGGAACAAACGGACGAAAAAGAAAAGAAAAUAAAGACAGUCCGUUUCCAUGCUGACAAUAAUAGCGACGAGAAAUUCAUUUAUCAUGAUGAUCCAAUAGAAAUUUUCUGUAAAUUGGACACAAUGUACCUUCACAUCUUUUGCAUUUUACAGGCAAUUGAGCACAAUGAGAAUGUUAAAAUUGAUGACUGGACAUUCACAGAAAAUGAUAAAUGUUCUCUGAAAAAUUGUGUGAUUCGAUCUGGAAAUAAUUUCUCAAUUGAAGUCCAGAAAAUUGCUUGUCAUGGAUACCAAAUAAUUAAGUAUAUCCUCAACAAUAGUGAUGAAGGACCUAGUAAAUAUGAUGAAAGUCUAAUCACUAAAUUUAAUCUAGUUAAAUUCUUUGAUUCCGUUAUUAAAAAGUAUCAAGAAGAAAAUUUGGAAAAUUCAAAGAAAAUUUUUGGAAAAGUCGAAUCAAAUUUUGAUAUUAGACAGAAAAUCUCAACAAUAUAUUUACUUGACUGUAUUCAGAGGAUUGCAACAGAACUAGAAGAUGAGGAUGGAGCCUGGUUGAGUGAAUAUAAGAAAAUUUCACAUCACAAAACUGACGAUGAAGUAUUUUAUGAUGACGAGGACAUAGAUCAAUCUAAAAUUGUCCCAAAAGCAACAAGUCAAAUGAAUGUUAACAAAUCUGCAGAUUCCUUUGUUGUCAAUCUAUCAUCUCUGCAUAUAUCUCUUAAUAUUAGUAAAGACACCAAGACAAUAAUUGAUGGUGAUCCUUACAAUCAGAAUUUAGUUCCAUUUGAUGAAGAUUUUCGUUCAAAAUUAAUUGAAGAAAUUAAAAUGAAGCAUGUUUGGAUGCCUGAAGAUAUACAAAAGAGAUCACUUCAAGAUGAUUUGGAUACAAUGAUUAUUUCAAAAGAAAAUCGUACUCAAAUGGAAUUGAUCCACAAUUUCCUUAAGUCUAAGAAUCAAAUUGGAGCAAAUAUGUAUGAAAUUAUAGAUUUAAUCAAUAGUGACGAUAAAGAACAAUUGCAUAAGAAUAUGGAAACAUUAAUUAAAUUAAAAUAUAUUCUUAGAACUGGAGUUAAUGAAAUUAGAUUUGUCCACAAAGAUUAUGCCUUAUUUUGGCUUAUUGACACAUUUUAUCUUACUGCAAAAGAUUCGGAUGAAGUUUUGGAACCGCCAGCUAAGAAACCAAGAUCGAGUGAUCGUCAAAGCACACAAGAAGGACCCAAUACUGACAAUGAAGAAACACCAAUGGAAGUAGACGAGUCAAUUGCCACAAAACCUAAAGAACAGACAGAAGAAACUGAGAAAAAUCUAAAACGUAAUCCAUUCUUUUUACUUCCAUGUCCAUGGAUUCGUGUUGGAUCUUUAAAUAGAACUUUAAAUCGAAGGUGCAUUGAUAAAUGGCUUGGAUCUAUCCUCAAUUAUUUAUCUGUUAAUCCUGGAAUCAUAUUGAGUGAUUUAUGCUCAAAAUUCAAUGUAAUAACACCUGUUCAUAUUCGGAAUUUAUGUGAAAUGUUGGAAAUGAUUGGCUGUAUCAAAUUAAUGGCUUUUCCAGAGCUGGAUGUAAACAUUUUCUCGGAUUACGAUACUCACGAUGAUGAAGCAAGACCUGCUACAUUUUUGGACGCUUUUGAUCGCACAUAUAUUGAAGUAAAUCCCGACGCAUUUCUACGAUUGACAUAUUUCAUUGGCAAAAAGAGGUACAAGUUGCCAUUCAUCUAA